This is a messenger RNA of Stylonychia lemnae, 357 nucleotides long. Lineage: Eukaryota; Ciliophora; Spirotrichea; Sporadotrichida; Oxytrichidae. The record is from the annotation of a GenBank genome assembly.
AUGACAGAGCCUGGUGAAUGUAAAAGUUGUCCUUCUGAUAAAGCACUUUGUAGUGGAGGCUCAAAUAUAGGCCCGAAACCCGGUUUUUGGAGAAAAUCCAAUAGCUCUUCUCUGUUUAUACAAUGUCUUUAUGAGCCAGCUUGCUUAGGGAUGAUAGAGCCAAAUUAUGAUCCUAUCGGCUCAUGCAAUAUUGGUUAUCAAGGAGUGUUAUGUUCUGAUUGUCAAGUUGGCUAUUCAAGAACAAAUGAUUUUGAAUGUAGUAAAUGCCCAGAGAGAUCUAUAAACAUUCAUCUAGACCAAUUGCUUAAGUAUCAAUUUAGAUUUUCAGUUUUGAUUGCUUUUUAGAUUAAAGAAUGA